Hippocampus zosterae (dwarf seahorse) is the source of this 2745-nucleotide messenger RNA. It is a transcript of the gene pgap6, whose product is annotated as post-glycosylphosphatidylinositol attachment to proteins 6. NCBI's taxonomy places the organism in Eukaryota, Metazoa, Chordata, Actinopteri, Syngnathiformes, Syngnathidae. Gene Ontology annotation, cellular component: plasma membrane. The record is from RefSeq and is a predicted model, not a curated record. The coding region runs from base 107 to 2341 and encodes 744 amino acids. The transcript is spliced from 13 exons.
UAUUUGGAGAAGAACCAGGAAGUGAAGCGCGAUGGUCAAUAGACAGGUUUGACGUUGGGGUUGGUCGAAGGGACAAUGUGAUGGUUCGGACAGUCGCGACGGGAAAAUGGCACUUUAUUUUGUCCUUUUUUUGGCCCUCGCAAAGGCGACAUUUGGAAACGAUGUGGAGGAGGUGACAUUCGUGACAGAAAGGUUAGGUCAAAGGUUGUCCAAGUAUGAAUGGUAUGGCAACGCCAUGUUGCAAAGGUUUUAUAUACCAGAUGACACUGUCAUCGCUACGUGGGACUUCAAGGUAUCCAAGGCCUACAACUUACCCUGCGGAGUGCGGAAUGUCUCCAUCCAUAUACGACACGGUGCUCCUCCGGUAAUAAACCCAACCGACACCUCUUUUCCAAGCAUGACACUGUGGGAACCUCCUUACUCCAUGCUACUCCCAGUGGCCUCGGGCCACUCAUCAGCAGCGACAUUGAACGUCUCUUAUCCUGCACCCGGGGAAUGGUUUGUUGCCAGCCACUUGCCUGAAAACGAUGGGCGCAUUGAGCAAAAGGGUUUCCCAUCGUGUUCCUACUAUAUCAAAAGUCAGCUGUCCAUCGAGAGGGAAAUCGACACACCCAUCAUACAGUCGGGAAUCAAGCUCAAAAAGCAGACGGCCGCCCCGAACAAACCCGCACGCCUUAAGUUGUAUGUUCCACAGUUUUCCUCGUCUCUUUCCGUCUCCGUGGAUGGCUGUUCGACAGCGGAGGCCGCGGGAAGUGCAAACUGUUCUCUGGCUCUCAGCCUGGGCUCAAAUUCUCUGCUCCGUGAUCCCGCAAGAGUGAACUGCUAUGGGCUCAGGUGUUCCGCUUCUCUUGCCAACCCGCCUUGGGACACCUGGUUGCGCGUUGUCGUGGAGAGCAUCCGGGACAACCAAACUGUGUUUUUCAACAUUGAAUCCAACUACUCAGUGGGGUGCAAGCCGAAAAGCGCUGGGCUAUCGGCCGACGAUGGUCUCCGCAGCAAUAACAACUCCCCCUCAUCAGCGAGCAACAUUCCGAAUUUAUUGCCUUCUGCAUGCGGACGUAGCAUCCCGGUCUAUUCCGAAGAGAUCGAAGUUCUCUUUCUCCUAUUCACUCCACCCCCCACAACCGUUGUCGACGUCAGUGCGAGCUACCCCACGCUCCUCACGUACCCUCUGCCCGCGUAUGUCACCGGCGGGACACUCAAUCUGAAGCUCACACUCGACACCGUUUAUAUUACUCCGGGGAACAGCAGCACUGUGGUGGCUUGCUUCACUCCCCUCGCGCCAAUCCUCCAAGUCAGCAACUCCCUACAAUGCCACACAGAUUUGUUUGAAGGCUAUGGCGUGAAUGUAAGCACCAGUUUUCCCAAAGCUCUCAUCCGGCUGCCUUUUCCUCGGUCGGCGACGUGGUACCUCACCCUGCAACUCAAGUGCGACAGUGAGUGCGGCAAUGUGUCGACCGUGUACGUGUACCCACGUGUUUUUGUCCAACCCUGCAUCGAGGACUGUGGCCCAUUUGGCGAAUGCAAACUGCUCACGUCCUUCACCUACACGUACGGCUCCUGUGUGUGCAAGUCUGGUUGGAGGGGUUGGGGCUGCUCCGACGAAUCAACAGCUCUGUCGUCCACCCACCGAAUCGUAGCCGUUCUGCUGCUCACCCUCAGCAACCUCAGCUUCCUGCCGGUAAUCGCCUUGGCCGUCAGACGCUUCUACUUCACCGAGGCGUCCGUUUACCUCUUCACCAUGUUCUUUUCUACGUUCUACCACGCCUGUGACCAGGCCGGUAAAGACGCGUUGUGCAUCAUGAGCUACGACACCCUACAGUACUGUGACUUCCUGGGGUCCGUCUGUUCCAUAUGGGUCACUGUUUUGUGCAUGGCCCGCAUCAGGAAAACGGUGAAAUAUACUCUGUUUCUUCUUGGGACUCUGCUGAUCGCGAUGUCACUGCACCUGGACCGCAGAGGUCUGUGGAACCUGCUGGGCCCCGUCCUGUCCGCCAUAUUCAUCAUGGUCGCCGUUUGGGUGUACCGAGGAGUUACGCGUGGCCAAUGUUACCCGCCGUGCUGGCGGCGAUGGGUCUUCUACCUCAUCCCCGGAACACUCGGUGCUCUUAUCGGGGUGAGCUUGUUCGUAUUUGCCCAGACGGAAGACAACUACUUCUACACGCAUUCCAUUUGGCACAUCCUUCUGGCCUCUUCCGUGCUGUUCCUGCUCCCGCCCCGUGACGGGAGCCAGGCGGACGUCAACUGCAUGGCGGCAUGGCGGCCGGAUUGGACGUGGCGCUGGACUCCUCGCAUUUGUGGCUAUACGCUGUGCCAGAGUAGCAAAGUUGACACAACGUAACAACGUCAUGCGACGCCGGACGCCGUGAUUCUGUCAAACUGCUGUAGCACUCACACGAGAUGCACUUUAAAAAUGGAGCGUCUGCUUCUGCAAUGUUUUCCUCUUCGUUAGCAUCAACCUGCUGCUUUUUUUUCUUUCUUUCUUAAAUCACCUUUAAACACUGUCCUUGCAGGGUCUGGGAAGGCAGACCUCUUAAAAUGACAUGUUCAUUCCAUUACCUCCUGAUCCAGCUUAGCGUGAAGACAUCUAAAUUCAGGUAGCCCGGACAGAGGUUUGUACAUAUUGAUUGUGUCGCUCUUUUUAUGCACUGUAUAUGGUAGUCGAUAUAAUGUAUGCUCCAAAAAUGUAUAAAUUCUAUCAUUUUUAAUAAGUGAAAUGCUGCUCAGUGAAGGUGUGAAUGCAAA